AUAACUUUGCUGGUAUGAUGUGGGCAGCGGCUGCAGAGCUUCGAGGGCAGUUUUCUGUGUUGCCUAAAACGCUUGACGUUAGCUUUCCUGACCUCAGUCAACCCAAAGUAACAAACAUUUUUGCUCCAGUGUAAAAGGCUGCCUUGCCGACGGGUCAACUCACUGCUGUUAAAUUGAAAGCCACAAAGCUAAAGGUGCCGGGGGUAAGUUAAAGGCACCGUCCCUUUAUGCUGGUGCAGUCAGCUCGGCUGUUCCCCCUCAUCGUCUCCAAUCACCUGCGACCUUCUUGCACCCGUUCUGCCGGACGGGCAUUUCAGUGGAGGCUACGCGGUGGUGCUGCCGCUAUCAGCAGGGGCCUGAAAUCUAUGGAGCCCCUAAACGCCUCUCAGGACCCCGAGGUUCCCACCACCAACCCUCCGUCUACGUCUGCUGGAUCUUCGGCAGAUGUUGUGAGCCCAUCCCCCACAGAUACAGCCUCUGAAGAAGAGAGGACACCUCCUGUGGGUCUUUUACCAGGGGAGACGGUGGUCAAGGAGGGCAAGGCGGCCAUCUUGUUUCCCAAUGCAAAUGAAGUCUUUUACAACCCAGUCCAGGAGUUUAACAGAGAUUUGACAUGUGCUGUGAUCACAGAGUUUGCCAGAGAUCUGCUGGCUCAGCGUGGGGUGAAGGUGGUGGUGCCUGGAGAGAAAGAGAGGGUGGUGGUCUCUCUGUCAGAGGAGCAGAACGAGGCCGAUGUGCAGAUGGAGGAGAAAAACGGAGCAGAGGAGCCGGCCCUAACCGCGAAAGUGGGGGAGAAAUGCGAGCUUGGUCUUCGUGUCCUGGAGGGUCUGGCGGCAUCGGGUUUGCGCUCGGUGCGUUUUGCUCUGGAAGUCCCGGGCCUGCAGAGCGUCACCGCCAACGACUUCUCCGCCAAGGCUGCGGCCCUGAUCGCCAGGAACGCCCAGUACAACGGAGUCAGCCACCUGCUCCAGCCCAGCUGCAGGGACGCCAGUAUGCUGAUGUAUGAGAUGCGAGGGAAGAAGGAGCGCUAUGACGUCAUUGAUCUGGAUCCCUACGGAAGCCCCGCCUCCUUCCUGGAUGCCGCCGUACAGGCCGUCGGUGAAGGAGGCCUGUUGUGUGUAACAUGUACAGACAUGGCGGUGAUGGCGGGAAACAGUGGCGAGACCUGCUACAGCAAAUACGGUUCAGUCUCCAUCAAAUCCAAAUACUGCCAUGAAAUGGCUCUUCGUAUCAUCCUCCACAGUCUGGACCAGAGGGCGGGGGUGUACCAGCGAUACAUCCAGCCCCUGCUGUCCGUCAGCGUCGACUUUUACAUUCGAGUCUUUGUGCGUGUCUUCACAGGACAGGCUACAGUCAAAAACUCAGCCAGUAAACAGGCUCUGGUCUACAACUGCGUCGGCUGCGGGUCUUUCCACUUACAGAGAAUGGGCAGGAGAACGAGCAAUGGAAAAAAUAUGAAGUAUUCUGCUGCCACUGGACCCCCCGUCGGACCAGAGUGUGACCACUGUGGACAGAGACAUCAGCUGGGUGGUCCUAUCUGGGCGGAGCCCAUCCACGACUUGGCGUUUGUCCAAAAGGUUUUGUCUGCCGUGUCUGGGAACCCGUCCCGAUUUGGAACAUCCAAACGCAUCCAGGGGGUGCUCAGCAUGGUGACUGAGGAGUUGGAAGACGUGCCUCUUUAUUGCACUGUGGACAGUCUGAGCAGCACGAUACACUGCAAUACUCCACCCCUGCUCCAGUUUAGGUCUGCCCUUCUGCAUGCCGGUCACAGGGUUUCCCUCUCUCAUGCCUGUAAGAACGCCAUCAAGACAGACGCUCCUCCUGGGGCCAUCUGGGACAUCAUGCGAUGCUGGGUUUCCUCGACCUCCCAGAAUUCACAGGCUCCUGAAUCACAUAAUGCACAAUCCUUACUUACACACGUAUGUUUGACUGGUCGUGUGCCACAGGAGAAGGCUAAUCCUGUGAAGAGGGAGAAGCUGUCCCAGACUAGCCCUGCCUUUAAGAUCCUCUCCACUGAGCCCAGCCUGGAGGCUUGUUUCACCGUGAGGGAGGACGCCAACCCUCAGUCCCGUAAACGCCACCUGACCCGGUUCCAGGAGAACCCUCAGGCGUUCUGGGGGCCCAAAGCUCGCGCCAAAGCCAGCGGUAGCAUCUCUACCGACCUGCAGGACAAGAGGAAGAAGUUCCAGAACAAGAGGAAGAACCAGAUCACAGACUCUGCUCAGCUGAAAAACUUCCCCUGCAAGAGGUUCAGACAGGGGACAUGUACACAUGGAGACAAAUGCUGCUACUCCCAUGGCCUGGAGCAGACAAAAGAAGAGGAAAUGGAAUGAUUCCACCAUGUUCUCCUAAACCAGUUGUGUGGUGUUUUUGUUUUUUUUUUUCUUCCAUUUUUUAAAAAUAAUUUUAUGUCUGGAGUUUGAAUGGCCUUAGGGCAGCCUGGAUAAAGUGAGCAUGAUGCGCUGCAGUCAGGUUUGAGGACAAGAACCUAAUAUACAGAACAUAUCCAUCAUUCAGUUUUAUGCCAGAGGUGUUUGCGUUAGCGUCAAUUUUUUUUAUUUUUUAUUAUUAUGCCGUCGCCAACGCGUAUUACGUACCAAUAAAGUCCCCGCUAAGACUUUAAACGUUUCUUUGUCCUCUUUACGGGUCAUUCGGGUGUGUUUGUUUGGUCAUCAGUUUUUUAACAGUCACUGGAUUCACACAGUCGGGCUGUGAGCGCGUGCCUCAGGUGGGUUGCUCAGUCGUAGCGAAGGGUCGAAAUGUCUUAGCAUAAAAAUGUUCCCGUCCCCGUGGCACAAAUGCUGCAUGUCGCAGUCGAUGGUGACUGAGGAGAUCCCAGCUUCUUUUUGAAAACACGUGUCUCAAGCCAACGGCGCAACAUCUGCUCAACAUCCAAAUUAAGAGCGAAACCUGCCUCAGCCUGUUUGUGACUGUGCACAGCAUCUGUGACAUUAACGCGCAAGUAACACAGUAAGAAUGACAGAAUUUAUUAUGAGCUUUGUGGUGAUCAGUAUAAAAUCAUUUUCAAAGUAUAUAUACAAACACACAGGCAGAAAUAGACAAGUUACACUUAUUGCACUCAGGCAGGCAGGCAGUACGUGUCGGCACCAGUUUCUCGAGAGAAAAUAUCUGAACAGGGAAUUGGGUUUCUGUGUGGUUGGAAGUGAAUGUGUCAGUUUUGGAGGGAUAUGGCUGUAUUUUCUCGUUGAUUUUUGAUGUGUCUGCAGUUUAAAAAAAAAAAAAAAAA
Xiphias gladius (swordfish) is the source of this 3247-nucleotide messenger RNA. RefSeq names its product tRNA methyltransferase 1 (gene trmt1). Gene Ontology annotation, molecular function: metal ion binding; RNA binding. The transcript is spliced from 16 exons. The coding region runs from base 228 to 2333 and encodes 701 amino acids. NCBI's taxonomy places the organism in Eukaryota, Metazoa, Chordata, Actinopteri, Istiophoriformes, Xiphiidae. The record is from RefSeq and is a predicted model, not a curated record. Gene Ontology annotation, cellular component: nucleus. Gene Ontology annotation, biological process: tRNA N2-guanine methylation.